Messenger RNA from Gongylonema pulchrum, 711 nucleotides. Lineage: Eukaryota; Metazoa; Nematoda; Chromadorea; Rhabditida; Gongylonematidae. The record is from the annotation of a GenBank genome assembly.
AUGUAUCUUUUACAGAUUGGUGGUGUAGGAGCAGGCGAAACCAGAGCUUCUCCAGCAGUUUCAUUAUCGUCAGCAUCAACGGCAUAUAGCUAUGACCGUGGCACAACACAAGCUGUUAGUAGAGGCGGCCAGCGAAUAACAUUUGUGCGAGUGCCUGCAGUAAGUGGCAUUAAUUAUCACAUUUAUUAUAUUAAAGGAUAUUUUGCUGAGGAAUUUGAGCCAUCCCCUCAACAUGCUGUUACCGAACAACAACACGGCACAUGUUCGUUUCUUGGUUCACAUCUUCCUGCACGAGGAAUGACCAUGAUGAAUCAGACUGGUGCUUCUGGAGCACAGCCCUCGCCCGAACCAACAUCGUUGCGUACCACACAUUUCAGACCUGCGGGAUAUCCUCGUGGUGAGCGGCUAACCGUACAGCCUUCUGUGAGGCGAGUACCGAUUGGUGGUGGCAUGCCGGGCGACCAGUUCGCUGGAACAUCUGCUCAACAAACAAGCAACGAGUAUCGCUUAUUAGCAGAACCCGAAUUAUCGCCUGUGGUUUCAGCUUCAGCUGGAAGCGGGUCUCAAAUCGCAAGCGUGUCACGGCCAGCUGUGACAAUACAACCACGGCAAGGUAUGUCGACAGUGGUGCAUCCCGUCGUCGAGCCUCAGUCACUGUCGCGUGAAGGAUUUGGUGGUCCUGAGUCGAGGGUAGGUCGACAUUUUCGAUAA